AUGUCUUGUAAAAUUCUCACCUUAGAUUUCUCAAGAGAAGAUUUGAAACCAGGCACGAAAUAUUGGGAAUCAACAAGCAAGAACAUUACACAAGCACUUGAAAAAUAUGGAUGUUUCAUCAUAGAUCUUCAAAACAAGACUCCGUUAGAUCUUCUUGAUCAAGUCUUUGGUUCUUUGGUCGACUUGUUUGAUCUUCCGACCCAUACCAAAAUGAAGAACAAAUACGAUAAGCCUUUAAGUGGAUACGUUGGUCAGAUUCCAACUCUUCAUCUUCAUGAAAGUCUUGGCAUUGAUAAUGCCACUUCGUUAGAAGCAACCAGAAGCUUCACAGGUUUGAUGUGGCCGCAAGGAAAUGAACAUUUUAGUGAAUGUUUGCAUAAGUAUGCGGAGUUUGCAGCCAAGCUUGAUCAAAUGGUGAUUCAGAUGGUUUUCGAGAGCUAUAACGUCGAGAAGUACUACAAUCCAUACAUGGAAUCAACAACUUACCUUCUCCGCAUGCUGAAGAAUUGUGCACCAAACAAUGAAAACCCUACUUUAGGAUUUGUUACACACACAGACAAGAGUUUUACAACAAUACUUCACCAGGACCAAGUCAAUGGGCUUGAAAUGGAAACUAGAGAGGGAGAGCGAAUCAAAAUCAAUCUAUCAUCACCUUCACUCUUCAUGGUGUUCGCAGGCGAUGCAUUUAAGGCAUGGAGCAACGAUAGGGUUUGGUCUCCACGACACCAAGUUCUAGUGAGCGGUGAAACAGACAGAUACUCUCUUGCGAUGUUUGCAUUCAACAAUGGAACUCUUCAAGUACCAGAAGAGCUAAUUGAUCAUCAACAUCCUCUCUUGUAUAAGCCAUUUGAUCAUCUCGGUCUUCUUCGAUUCUACCGUACCGACACAGGUUUCAAAUCAGAGUGUCCUAUCAAAGCCUAUUGUGGUAUUUGAAUCGCUUCAGCUAUGUAUGUAUCCACUAUCUAAAGUUUCAUAUUGUGAAAAUGUAAUAAUCUUAAAAAGAAAAAAAAAAUAAGUGUAAUCUUACUCUGGAAAACAUAUAUACAAACUUGCACGUUAAGUCACAACAAGGACACAUCCAUUUCUUGGUGUGUAAUCAUACAACAACUAAUACACAAAAUCA
Molecule: messenger RNA, 1123 nt
Organism: Camelina sativa (false flax)
Lineage: Eukaryota; Viridiplantae; Streptophyta; Magnoliopsida; Brassicales; Brassicaceae
Product: putative 2-oxoglutarate-dependent dioxygenase AOP1
Source: RefSeq, a predicted model, not a curated record